AUUUAAAGACAGGAGGAGGAGGACACGGGGAUGAGAGGCGAUAGAGGUGGGGGCUUUAUUCACCUUUUGACCUGACAAACACGAACUCGCGUGUUGCAACAUGACGGACACCAACAGCAGCUUCACUCACGCCAAUGGAUCCUCACAGCAUGCAGACACACAAUUGUUCUCCUCAGAGGAGGACAGCAGUCUCUACUUCACAUACUCUGGUGACUGCAACCAGCUGGAGGUCAACAACCUGCAUUACGAGGUGGACACGGCGGCGCAGAUUCCGUGGUACGAGAGGCUGUCCGAGUUCAAGUUGCCGUGGGAGAUUAAAGGAGACAAGCAGACGGCCAUCAACAGUCUCAGCCUGCGUGUUCGCAGUGGACAGAUGCUGGCAGUUAUUGGAAGUUCCGGCUGCGGUAAAACAUCUCUGCUGGACAUCAUCACGUGUCGAGACGAGGGCGGCGCCGUGACCUCUGGCCAGAUUCUGAUCAACGGUCGACCCAACACGGCCCAGCUGGUGAAGAAGAGCAUCGCUCACGUGCGGCAGGACGACCGCCUUCUUCCUCACCUCACCGUGCGAGAGACCCUCACCUUUGUAGCCAAACUGCGGCUUCCUACAUACUUCACGCAGGCCCAGCGGGACCAGAGGGUGGACGACGUCAUCGCAGAGCUGCGACUGAGACAGUGCGCCCACACCAGGGUGGGUAACGAUUAUGUGAGGGGGGUCUCCGGAGGGGAGCGGAGGCGGGUCAGCAUCGCGGUGCAACUCCUCUGGAACCCAGGCAUUUUAAUUCUGGACGAGCCCACGUCGGGUCUGGACAGCUUCACGGCCCACAACCUGGUGAUCACGCUGUCCCGCCUGGCUCGGGGAAACCGCCUGGUGCUGCUGUCCGUCCACCAGCCUCGCUCCGACAUCUUCCAGCUCUUCGACCUGGUCGUCCUGCUCUCGUCGGGGUCGGCUGUGUACUGUGGCGCCGCGCGGGACAUGGUGCCGUACUUCACGGUGCUGGGGUACCCGUGCCCACGAUACUGCAACCCGUCUGAUUUCUACGUGGACCUGAUCAGCAUAGACCGCCGUAGUCCAGAACAGGAGGCCGAGUGUUUGGAACGGGUCAGAGUGUUGGCCGAGCGGUUCAUGGAGAAGGUUCGAGACACGGACGACCACAUGUGGAAGAGCAGCACGUGUGCGACACGCACUGACAGUUCUCCGCAGCCCGACAAGGCGGCUGAAGAAGAAGAACAAACCAUCAUCAUCUCCAAGAAAAGAGACCAUCUACCCGGCAGACUCCACCAGUUCACCAUCCUCAUCAGACGUCACAUGUACAACGACUACAGAGACCUGGUCACCCUGCUGGUCCACGGCCUGGAGUCCCUGCUCAUGUCUCUGCUGGUGGGCUGCCUCUACUACGGCGCCGGGGAGCAGCGUCUGUCCAUUCAGGACACGGUGGCCCUCCUCUACAUGAUCGGAGCGCUCACACCCUUCGCUGUGGUGCUGGACGUCAUAGCCAAAUGUCACACGGAGAGAGCCAUGCUGUACCAUGAGCUGGAGGACGGCAUGUACUCCGUCACCUCCUACUUCUUCGCUAAGGUGCUGGGUGAGUUACCAGAACACUGCGUCUUCACCUUGGUCUACGGCCUGCCCAUCUACUGGCUGGCUGGCCUGAACGAGGCGCCAGACCGCUUCCUGCUCAACCUCCUGCUGGUGUGGCUGAUGGUCUACUGCAGCCGCUCCAUGGCGCUCUUCGUGGCCGCCGCCCUGCCCACCCUGCAGACCUCCGCCUUCAUGGGCAACUCCCUCUUCACCGUCUUCUACCUGACCGGAGGCUUCGUCAUCAGCCUGGAGAACAUGUGGCUGGUCGCUUCCUGGCUGUCUCACGCCUCCUUCAUGAGGUGGGGCUUCGAGGGGCUGCUGAAGGUGCAGUUCAGGGGGAACAAAUAUCCCGUCGCCAUCGGGAACUUCACCUUUAACGUGGAUGGAAUAUACGUGGUGGAGGCCAUGAGCAUGAACCAGUACCCUCUGUACUCGUGCUACCUGGUCCUGCUGGCCGUCUGUCUGGUCUUCAUGGCGCUCUACUACGUCUCCUUGAAAUUCAUCAAGCAGAAGUCCAGUCAAGACUGGUGACCCCCCCCUUGCCUCCCAGUCUGGACCGGUGACAGCCAGCAUCGCACGCACAUUUAACAAAAAGUUGGGUUCAAAGUUCGACCGGUUUCGACGCCGAACCAUCAAACUUUAUAUAAAGAUAAUUUUACUACAGAUUUUUAGAAUCUUUAGGUAUUCAUAGAAAGUAUGAUGCUACAAAAUGAGCACGUUUCAGCGGUGGUUGCAGUACCACAGUCCGCGGCUGGAUGGCAGCAGAGGACCACAGUAUUAUUAUGGAGCUGAAGCGCGAUGAGAGCGCCACUUUGGCAGAUAUCCAUCAGUAGAUUUCACUUCAAUCUUCUUGUUUUUGUAUAUGUAAGGUUAUUAGGCUUAACAGCGGUGAAGCCUUGUGGAAGAUUUACAAUGUCAUCGCACUCAAAACAUGUAGAAAAAGAUUGUACUCCAAUGUAACAAUCAAUUGUUUUUUUUGCAGUGGUGCAAAACCUGAUGAAUGUAUUUGUGGUUUAAAAGUACAAAUGAGUAAAACGUUCAAAUUAAAUUGUGCUGUUUGUAUUUGCAAC
Doryrhamphus excisus (bluestripe pipefish) is the source of this 2649-nucleotide messenger RNA. RefSeq names its product ATP-binding cassette, sub-family G (WHITE), member 8 (gene abcg8). Gene Ontology annotation, biological process: cholesterol efflux; transmembrane transport; cholesterol homeostasis. Gene Ontology annotation, cellular component: signaling receptor complex; plasma membrane. The record is from RefSeq and is a predicted model, not a curated record. Lineage: Eukaryota; Metazoa; Chordata; Actinopteri; Syngnathiformes; Syngnathidae. Gene Ontology annotation, molecular function: cholesterol transfer activity; ATP hydrolysis activity; ABC-type transporter activity.